This is a messenger RNA of Didymodactylos carnosus, 1533 nucleotides long. NCBI's taxonomy places the organism in Eukaryota, Metazoa, Rotifera, Eurotatoria, Philodinida, Philodinidae. The record is from the annotation of a GenBank genome assembly.
UGUCACUACCACUGAGAAAUCUAUUUCCCAGUUUCACACUAUUGAGAAAGAAAACAUUAUAGCACUACGCUCUGAGGAUGUGUUAUUUGAGUUCUCUGGAAGUAGAUAUACCAAUGAAUACCAUAUUGCUACUGUAGCUUUGUCCCUUCUUCGUUUCCUUCGUGUUGUUGAAAAUUCGAAUGUAAAAAUACGUAUGGUUAGAUUAUUACUUUGUAUAGCGAGCAAAGUACGAUAAACGGUUUUGGUUGAAUACGGAAGGCAAUUCGGAAAAUUGCAACAUAAUAAAAGUACUAAUGACCAACAGACGUAUGACUCAUUCUUAUCCCAAAUAGAAGAAAAUGAUGAAGUAUUCAAAAAGAAUACUUUUCAACAUGAAAUAUUUCAUCAUUUUCUUCUAUUUGGGAUAAGAAUGGGUCAUACGUGUGUUGAUCAUUAGUACUUUUAUUAUGUUGGAAUUUUCCGAUCGUCUUCCGCAUUCAACCAAAACCGUUUAUCGUACUUUGCUCGCUAUAUAAAGUAAUAAUCUAACCAUACGUAUUUUUACAUUCGAAUUUUCAACAACACGAAGGAAACGAAGAAGGGACAAAGCUACAAUAGCAAUAUGGUAUUCAUUGGUAACAUUAUUCUUAUCUGUUUAACGGUUCUUAUUGUAAAAUCAGCAACAAUACGUAAAAAUGCAACUCUCACCACAAAUCCAUCAUCGCAUAUCGAUAAUCCAAAAUUAUUACGUAUCCCAAUGACUCGUGUUCAUGUUAAAUAUCCAACACAACGACAUUUAACGAAAAAUCAUAGAAGAUAUCAUAAUGGUACUCAUUCACCGGAAAACAGAAUUGUAACAGAGAAUAUAGAUGAAAAAGCAAAAUCAUUAAGUAGUGGUAUAUUUGUUGAGGGUUUAAAUUCUCAAUGGUAUUAUUAUUUUGGAGCAAUUACAAUCGGCACACCUCCGCGUACAUUUUAUAUGGAUUUCGAUACAGGUUCUGCUGAUAUGUGGGUAUUUUCAAGCCAAUGUCGAGCAUCAUACUGUAGAGCUCAUAAUUUGUAUAAUAACAAAUUAUCAAGAACCUAUAUACCUCAAGGUGAUCCUUUUGAAAUUACCUAUGGUGAAGGUAAUGUUAAUGGUUUCUUUUCAAUUGAUCAAGUUCGUAUUGCUGGUGCAACUAUAACACAGCAAUUUGCUGAAGUUACCUCCGGUGCUGCUGUUGUUGAGGGUACAUAUGAUGGUCUUAUUGGUAUGGGUUUUAUUAGUCAAGUAGCAGAUGAUGAAUAUCCUGUUGUCUAUCAGUUAUAUCGAUUAAAACAAAUAACAGCUCCUCAAUUUUCAUUUUAUUUCUCUACAGCUGACAAGGAAACUGCCAAUGGAGGUGAAUUAAUCUUGGGUGGCGUAGAUAAAUCAAAAUUCACAGGAUCAAUAAUUUGGACGCCUGUAACGGCUCAAUUUUAUUGGCAAUUUAGUUUAACAAAGUAAAUAUUCAAACACAUUUCACCUUAAGCUUACUUUUGAGCGUUUUGAUUAGCUGGCUGCAGUUCUUGAGC